This is a messenger RNA of Chaetura pelagica (chimney swift), 2474 nucleotides long. RefSeq names its product cadherin 13 (gene CDH13). The record is from RefSeq and is a predicted model, not a curated record. Lineage: Eukaryota; Metazoa; Chordata; Aves; Apodiformes; Apodidae. Gene Ontology annotation, molecular function: calcium ion binding; cadherin binding. Bases 34 to 2172 code for a protein of 712 amino acids. Gene Ontology annotation, biological process: sprouting angiogenesis; calcium-dependent cell-cell adhesion; adherens junction organization. The transcript is spliced from 15 exons. Gene Ontology annotation, cellular component: adherens junction; catenin complex; plasma membrane.
GAAAAAGCCUCUGGUACCUUCUAGUCUGGCAAAAUGCAGCACAAAACUCAACUUACUCUGUCCUUUCUGCUGUCCCAGGUUCUGCUGCUUUCAUGUGCAGAAGGUUUAGAAUGUGUCCCUGGUUUCCAGCAAAAGGUUUUUUAUAUUGAGCAGCCACUUGAAUUCACAGAGGACCAGAGAGUUCUGAACCUGGAAUUUGAUGACUGCAAGGGGAAUAAUAACUUGAACUUCGAAGUUUCUAACCCGGACUUUAAGGUGGAAAGUGAUGGGUCUCUAGUUGCACUAAAGAACAUAUCAGAAGCUGGCAGAGCCUUGUUUGUCCAUGCACGGUCUGAGCAUGCUGAGGAUAUGGCAGAAAUUUUGAUUGUUGGAGCAAAUGAAAAACAUGGUGAAUUAAAGGAAAUCUUUAAGAUUGAAGGCAAUCUUGGAAUUCCAAGACAAAAAAGGGCUAUUUUGGCAACUCCAAUAUUAAUUCCUGAAAAUCAAAGACCACCAUUCCCCAGAUCUGUUGGCAAGGUUAUCAGCAGGGAAGGGACAGAGGGAGCAAAGUUUCGACUCUCUGGUAAGGGAGUAGAUCAAGACCCAAAAGGAGUUUUUAGAAUCAAUGAGAUCAGCGGGGAAGUUUCUGUGACCCGAACCCUUGACAGAGAAGCAAUUGCCAAUUAUGAGCUUGAAGUUGAGGUCACAGAUAUAAGUGGGAAAACCAUUGAUGGUCCAGUCCGCCUCGAUAUUUCUGUUAUCGACCAAAAUGACAAUAGGCCAAUGUUCAAAGAAGGACCCUAUGUUGGUCAUGUCAUGGAGGCAUCCCCUACAGGAACCACUGUGAUGCGUAUGACAGCUUUUGAUGCUGAUGACUCCAGCACAGACAAUGCUCUUCUGAGGUAUAACAUCCUCAAACAGACACCUACCAAGCCAUCUCCAAAUAUGUUCUAUAUUGACCCAGAAAAGGGAGAUAUUGUCACAGUGGUGUCACCUGUUCUCUUGGACCGUGAGACUAUGGAUACCCCGAAAUACGAGCUAGUUAUAGAAGCUAAGGAUAUGGGUGGCCUUGAUGUGGGACUAACAGGCACAGCAACUGCCACCAUUCUUAUCGAUGACAAAAAUGACCAUCCACCAGAAUUUACCAAAAAAGAGUUUCAAGCCACAGUGAAAGAGGGAGUCACAGGUGUCAUAGUAAACUUAACUGUUGGUGACCGAGACGACCCGGCAACAGGAGCAUGGAGAGCUGUCUACACCAUUAUUAAUGGAAAUCCAGGGCAGAGUUUUGAAAUCCACACUAACCCCCAGACUAAUGAGGGAAUGCUCUCUGUUGUCAAACCUUUGGACUAUGAGAUUUCAGCAUUUCACACGCUGCUGAUCAAAGUAGAAAAUGAAGACCCGCUGAUUCCAGACAUAGCCUAUGGCCCCAGUUCCACAGCAACAGUUCAGAUCACUGUUGAGGAUGUGAAUGAAGGCCCAGUUUUUCACCCAAACCCAAUGACAGUGACGAAACAAGAAAACAUUCCUGCUGGCAGUGUUGUGUUAACAGUGAAUGCCACUGAUCCAGAUACUUUGCAACAUCAGACUAUCAGGUAUUCAGUGUACAAGGACCCAGCAGGCUGGUUAGAAAUUAACCCCACCAAUGGUACCAUUGGCACCACUGCAAUCCUGGACCGGGAGUCUCCCUACGUUCAGAACAACGUGUACACAGCUCUUUUCCUGGCAAUAGACAGUGGUAACCCUCCUGCUACAGGUACAGGAACUUUACACAUCACCUUGGAGGAUGUCAAUGACAACGUCCCAGCCCUUUACCCAACACUGGCUAAAGUUUGUGAGGAUGCAAAAGAUCUCAGGGUAGUGGUACUAGGAGCAUCAGACAAAGAUCUUCAUCCCAACACAGAUCCAUUCAAAUUUGAACUGAGUAAGCAAUCGGGCCCAGAGAAAUUGUGGAGAAUCACCAAGCUUAACAAUACUCAUGCACAGGUCAUCCUGCUUCAAAACCUGAAAAAGGCCAAUUACAACAUCCCAAUUUCAGUGACAGAUUCUGGAAAACCACCUCUGACUAACAACACAGAACUGAAAUUACAAGUGUGUUCCUGCAAGAAAUCCAAAAUGGACUGCAGUGCAACUGAUGCCCUUCACAUCAGCCUGACCCUCAUCCUUCUUUCACUCUUCAGUUUAUUUUGUCUGUAAGAAACUCCUGACAUUUGAAGCUGUCCUACUGAGUUGCCAUGGCAACGAGACGAAAAAAAGACACCAUCAGAUCUGAAGAUUGCAGUUUACAGUUACUGUUCUUCACUACUAGGCCUCAGUUGCUCCAGAUCCAGUUUAAUUUGCAGCCUCACUCAAUCUGUCCAACUGUCCGUUGGUGUUUGACAACCUGCCCUGACUGCUGUUCCUGAACAGAUUCCUUCUGCAAGACACCAGGCUUAUGCGAGUUUUCUCUGAAUGUUCAAAGACCAUGACAUCUAAAAUGGACCUUGGGGGAGGAGAAA